This is a messenger RNA of Apus apus (common swift), 6965 nucleotides long. RefSeq names its product glucose-6-phosphatase catalytic subunit 2 (gene G6PC2). The record is from RefSeq and is a predicted model, not a curated record. Gene Ontology annotation, molecular function: glucose-6-phosphatase activity. Gene Ontology annotation, cellular component: membrane. Bases 75 to 1007 code for a protein of 310 amino acids. Gene Ontology annotation, biological process: glucose 6-phosphate metabolic process; gluconeogenesis. Lineage: Eukaryota; Metazoa; Chordata; Aves; Apodiformes; Apodidae. The transcript has 6 exons.
AUGGUUCUUAUUCUCCAUCACUAGAAACUGAAGAUUAAAGGAACUUUACUCCAAGUACAGUUUAAUCAAUUAAGAUGGAUCUCCUUCAUAGCAAUGGAGUGCUUAUCAUUCAGCAUUUACAGAGGGACUACAGGGCUUACCAGGAUUUCCUUAAUUUUAUGUCACAUGUUGGAGAUCCCCGGAAUAUAUUCUCAAUUUAUUUUCCUCUUUGGUUUCAGCUUAACCAAGUGGUUGGUACUAAAAUGAUAUGGGUGGCAGUUAUUGGUGAUUGGUUCAACCUCAUAUUUAAAUGGAUUUUGUUUGGCCAUCGCCCAUACUGGUGGGUGCAAGAAACAAUGAUUUAUCCCAAUCAGUCAAGCCCAUGCCUUGAACAGUUUCCUAUAACUUGUGAAACUGGACCAGGGAGCCCAUCUGGACAUGCCAUGGGAUCUUCCUGUGUCUGGUAUGUGAUGGUCACAGCAGCACUUAGCUACACAGUUAGAUUGAAAGAUAAAUCAGCAGUGACCCUUCACAGACUGACAUGGUCGUUCCUCUGGAGUAUUUUUUGGAUUAUCCAGAUCAGUGUGUGCAUCUCAAGAGUAUUCAUAGCAACACAUUUCCCUCAUCAAGUUAUUCUUGGAGUAUUUGCUGGCAUUCUUGUGGCAGAAGCAUUUGAGCAUACCCCUGCUAUUCAGACAGCAAGCUUGAGAAUGUACAUCAAGACAAACUUGUUUCUUUUCAUCUUUCCCCUUGGAUUUUAUCUAGUCCUCAAGCAUCUUGAUAUUGACUUGCUAUGGUCUGUUCCAAAGGCUAAGAAGUGGUGUGCCAACCCAGACUGGAUAAACAUUGACACAACGCCAUUUGCUGGACUGAGCAAAAAAAUGAAGAAGGUUGUCUCUAAUGAAAAUACCUCAGCAUAUCACCUCCAGGAAAGUUGUUCAUGCUCCUGUAUUGCAAAGGUAAAUGAGCUGAAUUCUCUCAUUUCAAGCAUCAUCGGCCUGAAUUACUGUUUGUUGCAUAAAUCAUGAAAAUGUGAUUGCAGACUAAGUCAUUGCAAGUUUAUAUUCUUGUCAGCUUGGUUUAAGAACAUGAGUAACUGAUGUGUUAAAUAUAUGUUGCUCCUUAAAAUGGAUGCUUUAAAUAGGCAAAGACAGGUACUUUCCCAUUUUAUUAAUUUAGCACCUACUGUUGUAUGUUCUCUUUCUGUGCACAAUCUUUAAACAACAUUUUGCUGAUAUCAUCUUGUAAACUUGGUAUACAAGCAGCAUAGAGCUGUAAUAUAGAUCAUGCAGGCUGUGUGCAUGAGCUGAUAGUCAUAAGGCUUAGAGGAUGUAAACAUGAUAUUGCUUCUAGAUUUCCAAAUUAGUUGUGGGAUAAAUGAAAUGGAAAGAGUCUUGUUUAAUUGGGAAAACAAGGUGAAUAGUUUGAGUUGGCCCUUGGGAAUGAACACGAUGCAAAUUACAGAAGAAAAUCCGAAACAGACAUCCUUAUUUAAGAGCCUGCUAAGACUGUGUUGACUUAAAAACAUUAUUAAUCUGCUUUUAACAGUCUAAGGAGUAGUCUGUUUUAUGCAUCUUCUGGUGUCUUCUGUAAUGGUUCUCUGAAGUCUUUUUUUCCUGCAGCAGCUGGCCUGGAACCAGUAUUUUCAGUAAUUGUGACUCCUUAAGCAAAAUGACUAAGCUAAUGGGACUAGAAACAAAUAAUGAAGAAAGAGAGGUAGGACAAAGAUUUAUCCUGUAUUCAAGAUGCUCUGUGGUUUGUUAUUCCUUCCCAGUGAGUGACCUACAGAGCCAUGAUAAAAUGCUAGAAGGUUGAUCCAGCUGUUCCUCACACUUUAUGGCCAGCAGCAGGAGAUUGUCAUCUGUGAUUCUUGCAGCAUGUUUGGGCAUACUAGCACUGUUGGCUAUUUUAAGCUGUGGGUUAUCAGCAGACAUCAUGUUUCUAAGCUCCUAGCACAUGAGGGUCUGUUCUUCAUGGCACUGACAUGAUACAAAGAGCUAAUUAUGGCUGGUGGAUUGUUUUUUUUCCCCACCUUUACUGAACAUAAUUAUGAUUUCUGUAAAAAUACUUACCAUUGUCUUACCUUCUGAAAAAAACAAAAAGUUACCUAGCACUGUUUCAACAGAAAUUGUUUAAAUAACUGUGACAAUUAAUGGUAGGAUUUUGCAUUGAUUUAGCUAAAUCAUUUGAUCCAAGUCAAAAUUUGAUAGUUUUGAUCGGAGUGGUGAGUGCAGGGAAAAUGAUCCUCACCAUCUUCCGUUCCCCUUCUUUACUGCUUUUCUUACUUUAGUGAAGCUGCCUUCUUGGUAAGGACUCAGUGGCUUUGCUGAAGGGGCAGGGCUGUGCCAGGCACCGGGAGCCCAGCCUGCACAACAGCACAGCUGACACCAGUGGCAUGGAGGGGUGGCAGCGUGAGGUUCUGGACCCACAGUAAGGGUAUCUGCUGUAAUCCUCUGCAGACCAAAUGUCAGGAGAGAUUUGAUUCCUUCAGAUACACAGCAUCAUUCUUGGGAUUGGUUUUUUAUUCACAGAGUGUACCCAGACAAAUGGCUGUUUCCAGAAGACCAGCAUGGAGUCUUGCUUAUUUGCUAGUUGAGGAGGGACAAGACUGUGCAGUCUGACUGCACAUGGUGGCAGUUCCCAGCUCACCAUCAGAGAUCUUUCCCAUUUUCAGGCUUCCUUUCCCUUAGCAGUGGGCUAAGCUACUUUCCAAAUGCAACAGCCUGUGCUCAGUCCCCUGUGUGUGCCUGACAGUUGUGCCAGAUGCAUAAAGCUGCAUACAUUGAGGGUACCACGGAACUCACACCAUUGUAGAGCACUUCGUAGCACAAUGGGGUACCACUGUACCCACACCUACCAUGGAGUCUUUGCUUGCAGAAAAGGAAUCUUUUAAAUUUAGAAUCACAGUAAUUCAGCUAAUUGGGGCUCCAGUGGUGACAAGCUUAUAAUAAGCUCCUUCUAUGGCCAUCAGUUCAUCAUGAGUGCCCCUUUCAAUAACGAGUCCUUGUGACAUCACAGCGAUGAUGUCUGCAUUCUGGAUGGUGGACAAGCGGUGGGCAAUGACAAUGCAGGUCCUCCCUUCUCUGGCCUUAUCCAGCGCUGCCUGCACAGUCUGAAAGCAACAGAGACAGUGUUGGAGUGAAAAUAGGCAAACCAAACUGGGAUUCAGAGCUGGAGAAACACAGGGAAUUAGUAUGCAUGUUUCUGGAAAAGUGCUGCCUCUCAUUGGCAAUCUAAGAGCCUGUGUAGCUGCCUGCUUUUUUAAUAUUUUGCUUUCUGGAUCUAGAGGUGAAAGUGCUGAAUUAGCAAUGUGGAGUAACACUGCAGUCAUGUAGUGGAGUAAGUCAAAAUGUCCCUAUAGAACAGAAAAGAGCACUGUGCACUGUAAGCCAUUGUAUUAACUUUCCCUUAUUGCUGAGCACUGUGCAUUUACCUUUUCACUUUCUGUGUCCAAGGCAGAUGUAGCUUCAUCCAGUAGUAAAAUUUUAGGAUCCCGUAUGAUGGCCCUCGCUAUAGCGAUGCGUUGCUUUUGCCCCCGGGACAGCUGCGAUCCUUGAGCCCCAACAUGCGUUUCGUAUUUCUGAAAAAGAGACAAAAGGAAGAUUUUAUUCAGGCAUAAGCAAACACAACCAGUUCACAACCUGAAGGAAGAGCUGGAGAGAGGCAAGAGCACUGAGCAUGGCUCCCUCCUCCUUAAAAAACCAAACAAUGCAGAACCACUGUACAAGUGAUGCACAGCUCUGGGGAGAUGUUUCCAAGCCAUGUGCCGCAGUGCACAUGGCCCAGAGCCCCAGGCCUGGUGACAUGCUUGGAAGAAAAAGCUGAUAGCAAAAUGUUGGGUGAUUUGUCUGAGGCAUAAGAAGGAGGUUUAAAGUGAUUUAAGGGCUUUCUGGACAAGUGGGGUUUUUUGAGUGCCUAAAUGGUAUUCAUACCUUUUAUGUUCUUCUGAUUUACAUUAUUUUGGUGCAUUUAAAUACUUCUCAAGUGCAUCUAGGUAGCCAGCUUCAAAUAUCAUGGCCUAGUCACUAGCGACAUCUUCCACAGCUGGGAACAGGAUUUAUAUAUCCUGACUCAGUGUAACAGUGACUGCUGCACUGUGCUGCUGCUGCUUUCUUGUCCAGGGCUUUGAAAAAAUCUUCCCUUUUCUCCUAGUUCAGCCUUGUAAUUGCUGGUUUCAGUUUUAUAAAUAUUUGCCUACUGUGUAAAAAUCCAGUAGCAACUCACGCACAAAUUCUCAUGUACAUAAAGAACGGUCAUGACACUCUCUUUGCUCCCACUGCUACAGAUGUAAAUGUAAAUAAAAGGUACAAGUGUGUAGCAACUUUAACUGGGUUUGGAGCAUCUCCUGCUGCAAUGAACACCAAGCAACCUAUCUGCAGAUCCACAGCCAGGACCUCACAGGUACUUACAUGAGGCAGCGACAUGACAAAAUCAUGCAGCUGAGCCAUCUGGGCUGCUUCUAUGACUUUUUCCAUCGUCGUCUCUUUGGUGUUACUGCCGUAUUUGAUGUUAUCAGCAAUGCUGCAGUCAAACAGCACAGGUUCCUGGGACACUAUUCCAAUUUUUGAUCUAAGAAAUUGUACGUUUACUUUCUUGGUGUCACGUCCAUCUACUAACUACAAGGAAAUAGGAGAAAAUCUGAAAUAUCAUUCCAAAACAACAACUUGUAAAACCCAAAGAGUUUAUGGCAAAACUAAAUUAUUUAGCUAUAUUACUAAAAUGUAAACUCAACUGAUUUGAAGAAUUUGCCUGUAUUUGACUCCUUUGUGCAUUAUGUGUAUUUUCCAGGUAUGUGUCUGUGAUCCAGCCAAACACUAGACCAUUUGCUUAAUCUUAAGUCCAAGGGAACAAUUUAAUUGCUUAAGGUUAGGCACAUGUUUUGUUGCCUUCCUGGCAUAACAUUCAUCAUACUUACUUUUUCAAAGAAAGAGAAAUCAAACUAGGUGAUUUAGUAUUUACAUGAGGAAAAGACAUAAAAACGUUUAAAGCUAUCAGCAGUUAACUAACUGGAAGUUAAAUCUAGACAAAUUCAACCUGCAAAGAAGCUGCAUGGUGAAUCUAUAUAUUUAGAGAUGUUGGGGACUCUUUGUUGCUCCAUUCAGGCUUGAUUUUUACUUGUGCUCCCACAUUAUAUGUUUCAUACAGGAGCUACACAGGUGACUGCCUAUAGCUUCAUAAUGCAUGAGGCUACACACCUGAGGUUUGUACUGUUUCAUCUUGCCUGAAUACAUCUGAGAUGAUACUCAGGAAUUGUCAGAACAGUCCAUGUUUGUACGAGAAGGAGCUGAAGCCCAAGCUGCAUAUAUGUAUUUGCCACCACUGCCAGGCUGCACAGUAGGGGACACAUUCAAAAGAGUCCCUGUAGCAUUGCUGAAAAAAACAGCACCCCAACCCACGUUUCCUUUGCUUACCACACUUCCUUUCUCAGGGUCAUAGAAACGCUCCAGAAGCUGGACACUGGUGCUCUUACCACAGCCACUACUUCCAACAAAUGCCAAAGUCUGUCCAGGUUUAACAGCUACAGAGAGUCCUUUCAGGACCUGAAUAUCAGGCCGAGAAGGGUAUGUGAAUUUACAGUUAAGAAAUUCAAUGCCUCCUUUGAAGUCAUCCUGGUGAAAAAAAAUUGAGAAAGAUACUACAGUGAGCUCGAGCUCAAAUCCGAGUUGUAAAGUACAAAGUAACUCUUCCUCAGGUUCCAUUCUUGUAUCUCUUAUUUAAAAUAUGACAUUAAUGCUUGUGAAAUUAGCCCAGAAAGAGGGAUAAAAACCAUACUGGAGUAGCUGCCCUAGAGGUGAAGCAAUUAGUCAUCACACUGUUGCUCUGCUUAUACUUCCCUUACUGCACUGGUCAGAGGCAUCAGCUGGAAACAGGACUUAAAGCGGUAAGUUCUUUAUUUUAAUACAGACACUGUGUAAGUGGGAAUUUGGUGAUAGCCCAAAUAUAUUUGUGCAAAGCUGUAUUUGAUUAAAAAAAUUAAAUCAAUUUAACUUUGCAAGGUUAAUACAUGAAUUCAGGUCAAUUUUCCCAAAACUCUUAAACUCUUACAGAACUCUGAAGGGAAUUAAUAUACUUCAUUUGCUUGUAACUAUUAAAUUUUAUUUUAGAUCUGAAAAAAGUAUCAAAACCAAACUUUUAAUUUUUUGGGUCUGACUUUCCAGUUCACCAAAGAUUGAGCAUUUUCAUUUUGUCUGACUCCAAGAUGAUUUGCCUCCUCACGAGCACCCCCAACAUUUUGAGGUGAAUGGAAAAAAAGUCUCCAGUAUAAACCAGACAUAGUCAGGUUUAUGUGCAAGGUGUAGAGCAGAAAGAAAACAUAAUCCAUUCUGUAAGUCAUCCAAAUUGGUUCCGUUCCAGUCUACAGGAGUUUUACACUGACAGAUUCCUAACAGCCACACUUGGAUUACCCCUGCUGUCUAGUCCAAAAGAGCAAAGCAACAGCUAUACAAUCUGCAUCACCUUUCUGUAAAGCAGUGAUCUCACUGGCUUCUCAAUUACUAUUUGGGCUGAAUGACAUCACAAAUUUCUCAUCUCUGCUCUUACCCAUUUUUCCCCGUUUUCACUGUAAACGCUGAUUUUAGGAAGACGAUCAACCAGUUGAAAAAAGCGUGCAGCAGAUGUUUUGGCUUUGGCAUAGUUUGGGGUGUAGGAAGAAGCUCUUCCCAAAGCUGUUCCACUGGUCACGACAGCAGAGAUCACCCUGCAGGGAAGGGGGACACAAGUCAUUCUUGGGAAGCCAUCAAGAAGCUGAACGCUGCCCCGAGACCAGCCCUUCUGGAGAGGCUCUCACCUGAACACAAAGCUGUAGUGGAGUCCUUCAGUGUCAACAAGGAACCCUCCGUAUCUGUAGGAGACGGCAUUGGCGAUGAACACUAUGCUCUGGGCAAAGCCGAAGCAGAGUCCGUAAACAUGUGCUUUUUUGAUUGCAGCUCUAUAGGGCAAAUCCAGGUGCUUCUCAAAAUUGUCAAUAAACAUUUUCUCUUUCCCUA